Messenger RNA from Colossoma macropomum (tambaqui), 2594 nucleotides. Its product is annotated as matrix metalloproteinase-16-like. Gene Ontology annotation, molecular function: metalloendopeptidase activity; zinc ion binding. Gene Ontology annotation, cellular component: extracellular matrix. Lineage: Eukaryota; Metazoa; Chordata; Actinopteri; Characiformes; Serrasalmidae. The record is from RefSeq and is a predicted model, not a curated record. Gene Ontology annotation, biological process: proteolysis; skeletal system development; extracellular matrix organization.
CAAUGGUUGAAAACUAGCAGUUAUGCCGCUCAGCAGACGAGCCUAAUUCAAUGGUACUGAUCAGAGCAUCCGAUCCGCACGCGCUGGAGGCCACCGGGCAGCUCACACACACGGCGAGGAGAAGUUUGUGUGGACAGAGCGCGAGCGCGAGGGCUUCUCCGGAUUUCUCUCCAGCUCGACGGCUCCUCCAUUCCUCCUCCUCCUCCUCCGGCUCGGCAGCGGUCGACACAUCCUCCCCAAUGUUACCAUCCAACUGAAGCGCGGGGAUUUUACCUCUUCCAGCUGUUUUCCUGACUAUUAAUAAAAAAAAACAAUAGCCAAAACCUGAACACGGGUCACUAUGUUUUUGUUACCAUUCCAUACUAGGAGGCGUUUGACUAGCUUUUGUCCGGGGGCGUUGUGCUUGCACUUCAUGCUCUGGAUUGUAUGUGCCGUUUGCGGAGAGGAGCAGCCGUUCAGUGUGGAGGCAUGGCUCCAGCGGUAUGGUUACCUCCCCCCCACAGACCCCAGAAUGUCUGUCCUGCGCUCGGCGCAGACCAUGCAGUCUGCUAUCGCUGCCAUGCAGCGGCUGUACGGCCUCAACGUCACCGGCGCUCUGGACAAGAACACCAUCGACUGGAUGAAAAAGCCCCGGUGUGGGGUACCAGACCAGCUUGGCGGUGCCUCCAAAUUCAGCGUACGGAAACGACGCUACGCCCUCACGGGACAGAAGUGGCAACACAAGCAUAUCACAUACAGCAUAAAGAACGUCACACCCAAGGUGGGCGCAGAGGAGACCCAUGAUGCCAUCCGCCGGGCGUUCGAGGUGUGGCAGAAUGUGACGCCACUGCGUUUCGAGGCUGUUCCCUACAGCGAGCUGGAGCGGAAUAAGAAAGAUGUGGACAUUACCAUCAUAUUCGCCUCCGGAUUCCAUGGAGACAGCUCACCCUUCGAUGGAGAGGGGGGCUUUCUGGCACACGCCUACUUCCCUGGGCCAGGCAUCGGGGGAGACACGCACUUCGACUCAGACGAGCCCUGGACUCUGGGGAACCCCAAUCAUGAUGGGAAUGACCUGUUCUUGGUGGCCGUGCAUGAGCUGGGCCAUGCGUUAGGCCUGGAGCACUCCAAUGACCCCACAGCCAUAAUGGCCCCCUUCUACCAGUACAUGGACACAGAGAACUUCAAACUGCCUCACGACGACUUGCAGGGUAUCCAGAAGAUUUACGGGCCACCAGACAAGCUUCCUCAGCCUACAAAGCCUUUACCGACAGCGCCCCCUCCACGCUCACACCCCCCUUCAGACCCCCGCAAACAUGAUCGUCAGACACGGCCCCCACGCAUACCCACAGGGGACAAGCCCACACAUCCAAACGCCAAACCCAACAUCUGCGAUGGAGACUUCAACACACUUGCCAUCCUACGACGAGAGAUGUUUGUGUUCAAGGACCACUGGUUUUGGAGGGUUAGAGACAAUGCAGUGAUGCCAGGCUAUCCCAUGCUUAUCAGUGUGUUCUGGAGGGGUCUGCCGCCCAAGAUAGAUGCUGUCUAUGAGAACAGCGAGGGCAAGUUUGUCUUCUUUAAAGGGAAGCAGUUCUGGGUGUUCAAGGACACCAUGCUCCAGCCUGGCUACCCAAAGGACAUUUCCAUGUUUGGCAACGGCAUGCCAGCACAGAGUAUCGAGACCGCCGUCUGGUGGGAGGAUGUAGCCAAGACCUACUUUUUCAAAGGGGACAGGUAUUGGAGAUACAAUGAGGAUAUGAGGACCAUGGAUCCCGGCUACCCAAAGUCCAUCACAGUGUGGAAGGGUGUCCCACCUUCUCCUCAGGGUGCCUUCGUAGACAAAGCCAAUGGUUUCACAUACUUCUACAAAGAUAAAGAAUACUGGAAGUUCAACAACCAGAGACUGCGGGUGGAGCCGGGCUACCCUCGCUCUAUUCUGAAGGACUUCAUGGGCUGUGACCUGAUGCCCAUCGACCCCGACCGCCUCCCCACGGAGGACGUGGACAUUGUCAUCAAGCUGGACAACGAGGCCAGCACGGUCAAAGCCAUCGCCAUCGUCAUCCCCUGCAUCCUGGCGCUGUGUCUGCUGGUGCUGGUCUACACCGUCUUUCAGUUCAAGAGGAAGGGCACGCCACGCCACAUACUGUACUGCAAACGCUCCAUGCAGGAGUGGGUGUGAAUCAGAGCCCUGCCCCUUUAACUCUCACCUCCCGGCAGACGCCGCGGUGGUACAGCCCACCUUAAAACCUGCGGACUUGCGGCCCUGACCUCACUCUGUCUCACUCCGGCUCUGUGGGGAGCAGAGAGGGCCUUUGCCUAGAUCUCCCCCUCCAGGAGAGGAAGGGUGCAUUAUUUCUUACUCCUAGCUCCUCUCCAAUUGGCUCAGUGCGCCCGCUCUAAGACUAGAGAGGGUUCUAGACCAGACACCUUCUACGGUGCGCUGCGUCAUUCUGCGUCAAAUCAGGUCUUAACUGUUCUAAGUGGAAAAAAGCUGAUUGCUAUAUCUUUAGGUUUUACUCCCAACUGCACGCUCAAACGAGAGAAAACAAAAAAGAAACAAGCCCAUCUUAAAGUUGCUGGAAUUCAACGAGUUAACAUCUUCAGAGUUUACCUAA